AUGUCCGACGAUGAGCAGCACAACCACACUUUCGAGCAGGCCUCUGCUGGCGCCUCGCUCACCUACCCCAUGCAAUGCUCGGCUCUCCGUAAGAACGGGCACGUUGUAAUAAAAGGCCGUCCCUGCAAAAUCGUGGAAAUGUCCACCUCGAAGACAGGCAAGCACGGUCACGCCAAGGUGCACUUGGUUGCGAUUGAUAUAUUCAACGGGAAGAAGAUGGAGGAUAUCUGUCCCUCCACCCACAACAUGGACGUUCCCAACGUUAGCCGGACCGAGUACCAGCUCGUCAACAUUGACGAUGGUUUCCUGAACCUCAUGACCCAGGACGGUACUCCCAAGGACGACGUCCGUGUGCCUGAGGGUGAAUUGGGCAAGCAGAUCCAGGCCGCGUUCGACGAGGGUUCUGAUCUCUUGGUUACGAUCGUUUCUGCUAUGGGAGAGGAAGCGGCCAUCUCUUUCAAGGAAGCCCCGAAGGGAUCGUAA
Gloeophyllum trabeum ATCC 11539 is the source of this 483-nucleotide messenger RNA. RefSeq names its product translation initiation factor eIF-5A. The record is from RefSeq and is a predicted model, not a curated record. Lineage: Eukaryota; Fungi; Basidiomycota; Agaricomycetes; Gloeophyllales; Gloeophyllaceae. The transcript is spliced from 7 exons. Gene Ontology annotation, biological process: positive regulation of translational termination; positive regulation of translational elongation. Gene Ontology annotation, molecular function: translation elongation factor activity; ribosome binding; RNA binding. Bases 1 to 483 code for a protein of 160 amino acids.